UCUAUCCGCCACCUCCAAAACGGCAAACCCACGCGCCUCGCCUGCGCACACUAUCCGCACCGCACCACCGCAACGAGGGAAACAAAAAACCGUGACGAAAAAAAAACCAAACCAAGGGGAAAAACCCUCCCGUGUUCUCCGAUCGGCGGUGCGGCGAGAUGAGGGGGACGAAGCGGCCGCUCGGCGCGGUGAUGGCGUGGGUGCGGCGGCAGCCGCCCAAGGUGAAGGCCUUCCUGGCCGUCGUCGCCGGCAUGGCGGCGCUCGUCUUCAUCCGGUUCAUCGUCCACGACCACGACAACCUCUUCGUCGCCGCCGAGGCCGCGCACGCGCUCGGCAUCGGCGUCCUCAUCUACAAGCUCACCAAGGAGAAGACCUGCGCCGGACUAUCCCUCAAGUCUCAGGAUUUAACUGCGUUGUUUCUAGCUGUCAGACUAUACUGCAGCUUUGUUAUGGAGUAUGAUAUCCAUACUGUACUAGAUACUGCUACACUUGUGGCUACACUUUUUGUAAUUUACAUGAUUCGGUUCAAAUUGAGAUCAACUUAUAUGGUGGACAAGGACAAUUUUGCAUUGUAUUAUGUGGUGGUACCUUGUGCUGUGCUAGCACUACUUAUUCAUCCUUCAACAUCUCAUAACAUUGUGAACCGUAUCAGCUGGGCAUUCUGUGUUUACUUGGAAGCUGUCUCAGUUCUGCCACAAUUGCGUUUGAUGCAGAACACAAAGAUUGUUGAACCGUUCACAGCUCACUAUGUGUUUGCAUUGGGGGUUGCAAGGUUUCUUAGCUGUGCCCACUGGGUUCUUCAGGUAUUGGAUACUCGUGGUCGCUUGCUGACUGCUCUGGGCUAUGGCUUGUGGCCAUCUAUGGUGCUUCUGUCAGAAAUUGUGCAGACAUUCAUCCUUGCUGAUUUCUGCUACUACUAUGUGAAGAGUUUGGUCGGUGGGCAGCUGGUGCUACGGCUUCCAUCUGGGGUGGUGUAAGAAUUGUAGAAGGAUACAGAACUUCCUACUUCACCCAUUUUUAUGUACUCUGAAUAACAGUAAUGUUUUAGUGCCUGACCUUCUGUGUCUCCUAUCAAGUUUGAGACCGGAGUCUUUUUGCUUAUAUUUUGAGGUUUAACUAUUAAUGACAAAAGUGCACCAGAUUCGUCUUAAACAUAGGUCGUUGAUGUGACUGUCUAUACUUGCGAUAUUGCGUAUUUGCUGAUACUUGAUUCUGCUAAGUAUCUAGCUGCGCAGUAAAUGGUGAUGAUGGUCGUAAUUUUACAAUCGGAAGUUGAUGAUGAACUGGUGAUGGUGUCUUUUGAUUAUUUCGUAUUUG
Messenger RNA from Oryza brachyantha (malo sina), 1317 nucleotides. Its product is annotated as ER lumen protein-retaining receptor erd-2.2. The coding region runs from base 159 to 977 and encodes 272 amino acids. Gene Ontology annotation, biological process: protein retention in ER lumen. The record is from RefSeq and is a predicted model, not a curated record. Gene Ontology annotation, molecular function: ER lumen protein retrieval receptor activity. The transcript has 6 exons. NCBI's taxonomy places the organism in Eukaryota, Viridiplantae, Streptophyta, Magnoliopsida, Poales, Poaceae. Gene Ontology annotation, cellular component: membrane.